AUAAUUGAAGGGUUUAUGAAAUCUAGAGGGUGUCACCAACUGCUGCUUUGCACACACUAAAAACAUGAACAUUUUCCAAGCUUAAUAAGAAACAGUCCAAGAGCAGGUCACAGCAUUAACAUUCAGUGGGAGUGCAGUGAGAAUCAGGUUCAACCUCCGGGAUUGCUGGGCUUGUGGUUGAUUUUUUUGUUUACUCUGCAAAAGUUUCUGAUAGGCGGAGCAUCUAGUUUCAACUUCCUUUUGCAGCAAGUUCUUUCCUGCACUAAUCACAAUUCUUGGAAGAGGAGAACUGGACGUUGUGAACAGAGUUAGCUGGUAAAUGUUCUCGUAAAAGACCAAAAAAAUGAGACUUCCAGCAAAGAUUAUUUGCCUUAUGCUAUGGGCUGUUUGUGUAGCAGAAGAUUGCAAAGAACCUCCUCCAAGAAAAGAUACAGAAAUUCUGACAGGUUCCUGGCCUGACCAAGCAUAUCCAGAAGGCACUUCGGCUACCUAUAAAUGCCGCCCUGGAUAUAGGUCUCUCGGAAAUAUAAUAAUGAUGUGCAGGCAUGGAACAUGGGUGGCUUUGAAUCCAUUGAAGACAUGUCAGAAAAGGCCCUGUGGAUUUCCUGGAGAUACUCCCUUUGGUUCUUUUAAGCUCACAGUAGGAAAUGCAUUUGAAUAUGGUGCAAAAGUUGUAUAUACAUGCAAUGAGGGGUAUCAAUUGCUAGGUGGGAUUAAUUACCGUGAAUGUGAUGCAGAUGGAUGGACCAAUGAUAUUCCUAUAUGUGAAGUUGUGAAGUGUUUACCAGUGACAGCACCAGAGAAUGGAGAAGUCAUCAGUGGUGCAAUGGAAUCAGACCGAGAAUACCAUUUUGGACAAGUAGUACACUUUGCAUGUAAUCCAGGCUACAAGAUCGAAGGAGAUAAAGAAAUACAUUGUUCAGGUGAUGGUGCUUGGAGUAAAGAAAAACCAAAGUGUGUGGAAAUUUCAUGCAAACCUCCAGACGUUGUGAAUGGAUCUCCUAUAUCUAAGAAGAAUAUUUUUAAGGAGAAUGAACGAUUUCAGUAUAAAUGUAACAUGGGUUAUGAAUACACUGCAAGAGGAGAUUCCGUAUGCACUGAAUCUGGAUGGAAUCCGUUACCUUCAUGUGAAGAAAAAAUAUGUAAAGAUCCUUAUAUUCCAAAUGGUAGAUACACACCUUUAAGGACUAAACACAGAGCUGGAGAUGAAAUCAGGUAUGAGUGUAUAAAUGGUUUUUAUCCUGCAACCCGGGAAAAAACAGUAAAAUGCACGAGUACUGGCUGGAUACCUGCUCCAAGAUGUACCAUGAAACCUUGUGAUUAUCCUCGUAUUAAACAUGGAGGUCUAUAUUAUGAGAUGCUCUAUAGCCGAUCCUUUCCUGCAGCGGUAGGACAAUAUUACUCCUAUUACUGUGAUCGAAAUUUUGUGACUCCUUCAGGAAGUUCCAAUGGUUACAUUCAAUGCAGACAAGAUGGGUGGUUUCCAGAAAUCCCAUGCCUCAGACAAUGUUAUUUUCCUUAUUUGAAAAAUGGAGAUGAUACACAUUCUGGAAGAAAUUUUUUACAGGGUGCCUCUGUAGAAGUUCUCUGCCAUUCUGGCUACGGCCUUCCAAAUGAGCAGACCACAGUUACAUGUAGAGAAAAUGGCUGGUCUCUUGCUCCCAGCUGCAUCCCUGUCAAAACAUGUUCCAGAUCAGAUAUAGAUAUUGAGAAUGGCUUUUUUUCUGAAUCUCAGUAUACAUAUGCCUUAAAUAAACAAGCAAAAUAUGAAUGCAAACAAGGAUUUAUAAGAGCAGAUGGUGAAACAUCAGGAUCAAUUACAUGUCUGAAAAGUGGAUGGUCAGCUCAACCCAAAUGCAUUAAAUCUUGUGAUAUGCCAGAAUUUAAUAAUGCCAGAGCCAAAAAUAACAUCACAUGGUUUAAGCUGAAUGACUUAUUGGACUAUGAAUGCCAUGAUGGUUAUGAAAGCGCAAGUGGAAGCACCACUGGCUCCAUAGUGUGUGGUUACAAUGGUUGGUCUGAUUCACCCACAUGUUACGAACGAGAAUGCAGCCUUCCUAAAAUAGAUGAACAAUUGAUUCCUGAUCCCAAGAAGGACCAGUUUAAAGUUGGAGAGGUGGUGAAAUUCUCCUGCAAACCAAGAUUUACCAUAGUUGGACCUAAUUCAGUUCAGUGCUACCACUUUGGAUUGUCCCCUCAACUCCCAAUGUGUAAAGAGCAAGUAAAAUCAUGUGGUCCACCUCCUGAACUUCUCAAUGGGGACACUAAGGAAACAAAGAAAGAAGAAUAUGCACACAGUGAAGUGGUGGAAUAUUACUGCAAUCCCAGAUUUCUAAUGCAGGGGCCUAAUAAAAUUCAAUGUGUUGAUGGAGAGUGGACAGCUUUGCCAAUGUGUAUUGAGGAGGAGAGUACCUGUGGAGAUAUACCUGAACUUGAACAUGGCUAUGCCCAGCUUUCUUCUCCUCCCUAUUACUAUGGAGAUUCAGUGGAGUUAAAUUGCUCAGAAACAUUUACAAUGAUCGGGCACAGAUCAAUUACAUGUAUUAAUGGAGUAUGGACCCAACUUCCUCAGUGUGUGGCAACAGAUCAACUGAAGAAGUGCCAAACAUCACUGUUAAUUAUAAUUGAUGGAAAUUCAACCAAAAAGACAGAAUAUGAUCAUAAUUCUAACGUAAGGUACAGAUGUACUAGAAAAGAUGAACUAAAACACUCAGUCUGCAUAAACGGAAGGUGGGAUCCGGAAAUGACCUGCUCAACGACACAAGUACAAUUAUGCCCACCUCCACCUCAGAUUCCUAAUUCUCUGAAUAUUACAACCACAUUGAAUUAUCAAGAUGGAGAAAAAGUAUCUGUUCUGUGUCAAGAAAAUUAUCUAAUUCAGGAAGGAGAAGAAAUUAUGUGCAAAGAUGGAAGAUGGCAGUCAGUACCACGCUGUGUUGAAAAAAUUUCCUGUUCACAACCACCGCAUAUAGAAAAUGGAACCAUUAAUUCAUCCAAAUUUUCAGAAGAAAGUUAUGCACAUGGGACGAAAUUGAGUUUUACUUGUGAAGAUGGUUUCAGGCUAUCUGAAGAAACUGAAAUAACAUGCUUUAUGGGAAAAUGGAGUUCUCCACCUCAGUGUGAAGGUCUUCCUUGUAAGUCUCCACCUAAGAUUUCAAAUGGUGCUGUAGCUCACAUGUCAGACAGUUAUCAGUAUGAAGAAGAAGUUACAUACACAUGUUCUGAAGGUUUUGGAAUUGUUGGGCCAGCCACUGCAAAAUGCUUGGGAGAAAAAUGGUCCCAACCUCCAGCAUGCAAAAGUAUGGUGUUCUGUAUUUUAUUACAUGUAUGAUAAAUAUUUUUCAUUGAAAGCAUGUGUUACCAAUAAACAAGUAAGCGGUCACUCUAGAAUUUCACAAGGUUUUCUUGAAUAUUCUGAAAUGUUGUGGGAAAUUAUAGCUCUAGUAAUUAAAAUGUUUGACAUGAUAAGCCAAAUUGCCUCAUUUUCACAUCAUCUUGUGUGAACUUUCAACAUCCCCUGAUGUACAUCCUCAGACUUCUCAUCUCUGUUCUUAGAGCAUAGCUGUCCGCUAUUCACCAAUGUCAUCAUUAU
Molecule: messenger RNA, 3592 nt
Organism: Sapajus apella (tufted capuchin)
Lineage: Eukaryota; Metazoa; Chordata; Mammalia; Primates; Cebidae
Gene: CFH
Product: complement factor H
Exons: 18
Coding region: 344-3331 (995 amino acids)
Source: RefSeq, a predicted model, not a curated record